AUAGCGCUGGUCAGUCCUUGGGCGGAGAAUGGAAACCUGACCGCCUAUUUGGAGCAUGAAGGUGCGGCUUGUACUCUCGUUAGACGAUUUCAGAUCGUACCUGGUCUCCAAUAUCUACACGCUAAAAAUGUCAUCCAUGGGGACUUCAAUGGGCCUAAUGUGCUCAUCUAUGGUGAUGGCACUGCGUGUGUUUCCGACUUCGGGCUCUCCUUGAUGUAUUCCGAGAUUAUAAGCGCAUCUCAGGCUUCCUAUACAUCCACGCUCAAAGGAAACAUGCGAUGGAUGGCUCCCGAGCUGCUCACAUCAGAGCGGGAGGAUGGAUCUCCAACUCGUCCGAACAAGCAGAGCGACAUUUUUUCGUUUGGUGGUAUUAUGCUACAGGUUCUCACCGACAAGAUUCCCUAUUAUUACCUGCCGAAUGAUGCUGCUAUUGUCCUAUGCAUAGCCAGGUCGCAAAAGCCUUCCCGACCUCGUUAUCCCGCGCUCGUUGAGAAGUAUUGGCAGUUUAUCGAGGAAUGCUGGUCUACUGAUCCUCUGGACCGUCCGUCGACGGAGGGAGCCGACGGAGUGAUCAGGACUGAGUUUUACUCAUUGUCUAGAUCUCGUUGA
Suillus clintonianus is the source of this 609-nucleotide messenger RNA. Its product is annotated as kinase-like domain-containing protein. The transcript is spliced from 5 exons. Gene Ontology annotation, molecular function: ATP binding; protein kinase activity. Gene Ontology annotation, cellular component: cytoplasm. The annotation marks the transcript as partial. The record is from RefSeq and is a predicted model, not a curated record. NCBI's taxonomy places the organism in Eukaryota, Fungi, Basidiomycota, Agaricomycetes, Boletales, Suillaceae. Gene Ontology annotation, biological process: signal transduction; protein phosphorylation.